Messenger RNA from Telopea speciosissima, 1129 nucleotides. RefSeq names its product chloroplast envelope quinone oxidoreductase homolog. The record is from RefSeq and is a predicted model, not a curated record. The transcript has 4 exons. Gene Ontology annotation, molecular function: oxidoreductase activity. Bases 58 to 1047 code for a protein of 329 amino acids. Lineage: Eukaryota; Viridiplantae; Streptophyta; Magnoliopsida; Proteales; Proteaceae.
CAUAUAUAGUGUCGUCGUGGCAUCUGCAUUCUCACUUUCUGCCCUUCUGAGAAAACCAUGGCCGGGAAGGUCAUGAACGCCGUGCAGUUCGAUGGUUUUGGUGGUGGAGCUGCAGGUUUAAAGCAUGUGGAAGUUCCAGUUCCUGCUCCAAAGAAAGAUGAAGUCUUGCUGAAGCUGGAAGCAAGAAGUCUAAAUCCGAUUGAUUGGAAGAUUCAAGAAGGCAUGCUACGACUACUUUUACCUGGAAAAUUCCCAUACAUACCAGCUACUGAUGUAGCAGGUGAGGUGGUAGAAGUUGGUUUUGGUGUCAAGAACUUCAAAGCUGGUGACAAAGUUGUAGCUAUGCUUAGCCAUACUACGGGAGGUGGGCUUGCUGAGUUUGCUGUGGCAAAGGAGAGUUUGACUGUCAAUAGGCCUGCUGAAGUAUCAGCAGCUGAGGGAGCAGGCUUACCUGUAGCUGGCCUCACUGCACUUCAGGCUCUCACCCAGUCUGCUGGUAUCAAACUUGACAGCAGCGGGAAGCCAGCAAACAUUUUAAUAACUGCCGCAUCAGGUGGUGUGGGUCACUAUGCUGUUCAACUGGCAAAGCUUGGGAACACACAUGUUACUGCAACUUGUGGAGCUCGGAAUAUUGAGUUUGUCAAGAGCUUAGGAGCAGAUGAGGUUCUCGACUAUAAAACCCCAGAUGGCGCAGCCUUGAAGAGUCCAUCAGGUCAGAAGUAUGAUGCAAUAAUCCACUGUUCAACAGGUGUCCCUUGGUCUACUUUUGAGCCUAAUUUAUGUGAGAGUGGGAAGGUGAUAGAUAUCACUCCUGGUCCUAGUGCCAUGCUCACCUUUGCAAUAAAGAAGCUAACCUUCUCCAAGAAGCAGUUGGUGCCUUUACUUUUAAUUCCCAAGCGUGAGGACCUGGAGUUUCUGGUUAGGUUGGUGAAAGAAGGGAAACUGAAGACCGUGGUGGACUCGAAACACCCGCUGAGCAAUGCUGAAGAUGCCUGGGCAAAGAGCAUGGAUGGGCAUGCUACAGGAAAAAUCAUUGUGGAGCCUUGAGUUAAGGUGAAUAUUAUGUUUGGGUUGGUUAACUAAAUUAUGGUUGUUCAGUGAGUUACAUAGAGAAUAUUGUGUUGAUGUU